GUAAGCGAGUGGAGACUUAAGACGAAGCUUCUCAAACGACCAAAGUGCUUGUUUUCAUUAGGUUCACAGGCCAGCUGGCGCCUAUCCCACCUGACAUGAGGCACGAGGCAAGGUACACCUUGGACUGGCCGCCAGUCAAUCGCAGGGCACCUACUGGCAUAAGCAAGCAAGCAAACAAACAAACAAAAACAUUCACAUGGCACAGAGAGAACUGGCAAACUCCACAUAGGAAGGACGGAACUGAGAUUAAAACUCCAAUGCUCACUGUGAGGCAGAUGUGCUAACCACAAUACCACAAAAUGUUUCCCAUAUUUGCAAAGAACCAAGCAUUUUUUCCAACCUGUAUUCAGGUGCCCAAGGUGCACACCAGGAGGAGCAGCACAAUGUCCAUUGAAAUGAAGCAUACAAAAUACAGGGGGGGAAAAAAUCAUUCAUUUCUUACAUUCUAUUUAAUUAUGUCAUUACUAUAUGUUUUUUAUAAAGUACAAUAUUAUAGCAUCAGUGCUAUUUACUAAUUUUAAAAAAAACACAUUACAAGCAUUUUGUUUUUUGGAGGGGGAGGCUGGAACGGAUUAAGAACAUUUGCAUUUAUUAAAAUGGGGAAAGAUGAUUUUUGAUACAAGUGUUAUGAAAUACGAGUGUGGUAAUGGAACAAGUCAUAUCUUUAUCUAAUUCUGUUUCACAAAGCCAACAAGCAUGUUUGCUGUUAUGUUUCUCUGAGCAUCUGCUCUUUUAGCAGGUCAUCAUCCAUUCAGCAAUGAGUAACCAAACAGCAGUAGAGUGUCAAGUUCCUUCAGCAGAGUACCAGGUCUACUUGUUCCCAGCCGUCUACAUCUUCGCUCUGGUGUUUGGUCUCCCGGGAAACCUGGCUGCGAUCUACGUGUUCACCUUUAGGGUCAACCCGCGCACCGCCUUCAGCGUGUAUAUCAGCAAUCUGGCUCUGGCAGAUGUCGUCAUCCUGUGCACACUUCCCUUCCGGAUCCACUACCACCUCAACAGGAACAAUUGGGUGUUUGGCGACGUCGCCUGUCGGAUCACGGGGGUCCUCUUCUACGCCAACAUCUACAUGAGCAUUUGCUUCAUGACGUGCAUCUGCGUGGACCGCUACAUGGCCACGGUGCAUCCUCAUGCUUACCUGAAGCUGCGAAGACCCCGGUACUCUCUGCUCAUCAGCACCGCUCUCUGGGCUGUCGCAGGAGUAGCUGUCGUAGUCUUCAUCCUCAUGGGCCCUCUGGAGACAAAAGGUAGCAAAUCAGGGAACCACAGCUGCUUUGAGAACUUCGCUGUCCAGGAGUGGAGCUCCCGUCUGUUGCCCUACAGCAUUCUGAGCCUCAUCUUCUGCUCGCUGCUGCCAUCCGCCAUCAUCUUGGUGUGCUACCCUCUGGCCGCCAGACGCAUUUCCAGGAUGCACACAAGGAUGGCCCAGCGAGCCUUGAGGGUCAUCUACACCAUCCUGGCCAUCACGCUGAUUUGCUUCCUGCCCAACCACGUGGUGUACCUGCUGCACCUGCUUCGCCGCUUGGAGGUCAUCCAGAGAUGCCCCCUGGCCAAUGCCAUCUACAACGCCAGGAGGGUCACCAUGGCCCUCGUCAUCCUCAACACAUGCCUGGACCCUCUGCUCUAUUACGUCACCACCAGCCACUGCACAUGUAAGUCCCUGAAAAGGACUUGGUUUAGAGUCCGGAGGCGUCAAGGUGUUUACACCAUCACAGUGCGCUAAGAUGGUACGAGCUUUGCAAUACUGGACAUUGGACCAGAGCUCUUAGUUGACCCUGAAACUUAAUGCUAGAAUUGUUGGCUUCCAACUUUGUGAUAACAGCAAAUCAAGGUCCAUAAAGGCAUGUUUAGAUGAGCCUAUCAAGCAAUUUUGUCAUGAACUAGUUCAGGGGUCAUCAACCUUUGUGAAACUGAGAGCUACUGCUUGGGUACUGAUUAAUGCGAAGGGCUACCAGCCUGAAACACAUUUCAGAAAUAUUUUUUCUCAACUUACCUUAAAUUAUAUGAUAGUAAUACUUAAUUUGAUUCAUCAAUGUGAAGAUUGAUCAGUUUAAUGAUUUCUCACAAUAAUUAUCAACAAUGAUUUUAACAUUGUUUUAACACAACUGGCACAUUUUAUAAGGUAGGAAACCUUCAACGUGCAACCCUUUAUUUCUAUGAAUAUCUGCAGGCGUUUACAUUUUCAAAUAAUUACUUCUAGAAUAUUCUUAGAAAAUCACAAUAUCCCAUUUACGAGGAGCUAUCUUUCGAACAGGCCCAUGGGCCACUUAUGUGGUCCUUGGGGAUUACCUGGUGCCCGUGGGCCCCAUGUUAAUGAACCCUGAAUGAGAAACAGCAGUCACUAACCUUUUUUGUGCCACAGACUGAUUUCAUAUUAAUACCUAUUUUGACAGAUCGCCAUAGAAACAAAUAAAAACCAUAUGAUUAAAUGUACAUUACAACUUGGAUUGCAAUACAUACAGUGCUGUGAAAAAGUAUUUCUCCCCCUUCUCAAAUUCUUAUUUUUCUGCAUAUAGUUUCUCCACUUUGUUAAAAAUCAUCAAACUAAUGUAAAAAUCAGAAAAAAGAUAUCCCAAGUGAACUUAAAAUGCUGUUUAUUGAAAUUGCAAUUUUAUUUAUUAAGGGAAAAAAAUAUUCAACGCUACCUUGGCCCUGUGUGAAAAAGGUAUUGCUCCCUAAACCUAUUAACUGGUUGGGCCACCCUCAGCAGAAACAACUGAAUUCAAACAUUUUCUUUAACAGAGUCUUUCACAUCUCUGUGGAGAUAUUGAUGACCUUAAUGGAAGGCCAUUAAGGUCAUGCCACAGCAUUUCAAUCCACUCCAGACUUUGACUAAGCCACUCAUAAACCUUCAUUUUUAAUUAAUCAUUUUUAAAAAUUUAUUUCACGUACAAUAUUUAUUUCAUAUUCUCAUUAGUUCCUUCAAGUUGCAAUCAUGUGCACAGUUGCGGUAAAAGACUGCAUAGGAGGACGCAUGAAAUAGUUCUGACUCCCCUUAAGAUUUAGUGAAGAUAUUAAAAGCUACCAAAAGCUCCAAAGAACCACGUGAUCAUUUUGUUUUUUAAGCCACUCAGAAGUUGACUUGCUAUUGUGUUUUUGAUUGUUGUCCUGCUGCAGAACUCAAGUGUGCUUCAAUUUGAGGUCACAAACUGAAGGCUGACCAUUGUCCUUCUGGAUUUUCUGGUGGAGAACAAAAUUCAUGGUUCCAUCAAUCACAGCAAGUCAAGAGCAGAGAGUCAAAGCAGCCCCAGACCAUCACACUACCACCACCAUGCUUAACUGUUGGUGUGAAGUUUUUUUUCUGAAAUGCUGUUAUAUUUACACCAAUGUAACGAAAAACACACCUUCCAAAAAGUUCAACUUUCGUAGAGAGCCCACAGGAUAUUCUCCCAAUAACCUUGGGAAUCAUUCAGAAGUUUUUUGUUGUUUUUGCAAAAGAAAAAUUUGUCUUUGUGUUCCUUUUGGUCACCAGGAGCCUUGGAACUCUGCCAUGGAUGCCAUUUUUGUCCAGUCUCUUCCUUAUUGUUGAGUCAUGAGCACUGACCUUAACUGAGGCAAGGGAGGCCUGCAGUUCUUUAGAUGUUGUCCGGGGUUCAUUUGUGACCUCCUGGAUGAGUCAUCGCUGUGCUCUUGGGGUAAUUUUUGUAGGCUGGGCACUCCUAGGAACUUUUACCACUGUUCCAUGUUUUCUCAUUUUGUGAAUAAUGGCUCUCACCAUGGUUCAAUGAAGCCCUAAACCUUUAGCAAGGACUUUAUAACUAUUUCUGAAAUGGUAGAUGCCAAUUACAGUACUUUAUUUCUCAUUGCUUUCCAAACAAUGGGAUUAGCCACAGUUAAUUCAUGAUUUAACAAGGGGGCCAUUACUUUUUCACACAGGGCCAGGUAGCUUUGAAUAAUUUUUUGCCCAUUCAUUAAUAAAAUUACCCUUUAAAAUUGUUACUUACUUUGUUUACUUAUAUUAUCUUUGUCUGAUAUUUACAUUUGUUUGAUGAUCUUAAUAAUUGAAGUGGGGAAACUAUGCCCCCCCCAAAAAAAAAUAAAAAAUGAAAUGGCUUCAUUGUGAGCUUGUCGCUACAUCACAGUUUGUUUUUUAAUGCAAGUCAACUAUAGGAAUAAACCCUUACAAUAAGUAGGAGUGCUGAUAUUGUUUCUUAAAUAAAGCUUUCAUUUUCUUGAAAGUCGAAGGCUCUUAUUUCCUUUUUAAAGAAGCACUCCAAACACAUUUUGUAUUCAUAAAAUAUUUUUUGUUCAGUCUCUCUGUUCGGUUUGCUUCGUGAUCCGUUGGUUGGGGACCCCUCAAUUAGAACAGUUAAAGGAAACUCUCAGUUCCAACAUUAGUACCAUCUCACGUCACAAUUGGACCAACUUUCACGCACACCAACAUCUUGCUAAAAGAAGAGUUCAAGCUGUUCUAGCAACAAGGGAUGGGGGAGGGGGCAGUUCACUUUUCAUUUUUUGCAGGUGUCCCAAUAUGCAUGAAUGUUUAUUCAGGAACUUUACAAAGGAAAAAUGUUUUUCUUUUUUUUUUUUUUUUUUACCUUGUCCAUCAAAAAAUGCCUUCGA
Phyllopteryx taeniolatus (common seadragon) is the source of this 4560-nucleotide messenger RNA. RefSeq names its product P2Y purinoceptor 1. Gene Ontology annotation, biological process: G protein-coupled receptor signaling pathway. Bases 758 to 1720 code for a protein of 320 amino acids. Gene Ontology annotation, cellular component: membrane. The transcript has 2 exons. NCBI's taxonomy places the organism in Eukaryota, Metazoa, Chordata, Actinopteri, Syngnathiformes, Syngnathidae. Gene Ontology annotation, molecular function: G protein-coupled receptor activity; oxysterol binding. The record is from RefSeq and is a predicted model, not a curated record.